This is a messenger RNA of Etheostoma spectabile (orangethroat darter), 1439 nucleotides long. RefSeq names its product fibrinogen-like protein 1. Gene Ontology annotation, biological process: blood coagulation; platelet aggregation; blood coagulation, common pathway. The record is from RefSeq and is a predicted model, not a curated record. Lineage: Eukaryota; Metazoa; Chordata; Actinopteri; Perciformes; Percidae. Bases 365 to 1381 code for a protein of 338 amino acids. Gene Ontology annotation, cellular component: fibrinogen complex. The transcript is spliced from 7 exons. Gene Ontology annotation, molecular function: protein-macromolecule adaptor activity; extracellular matrix structural constituent.
GUGAAAUCUUAAAUUAGAACACACAUUCAUAAUUGGAACAGUCUGUCACUGGCAUCACCACUGAUCACAUCACAUGAGUGAAACUAUAGCCAAGUAAAAAUUGCUGUAGGCCCUGUAGCAGUUUGUAGGUUCAGUUUGAGACUUUAGGUAUUGUCAGGAGACAAUACCUGUUUAUUCUAGCCACUAGAUGGAGGCUAUGUGUCAGUCAAUGUGCAGUUAAUAAUCUCCAGCCAUGGUCAAAAAGAGCAGUGAACAAUAUCAGCCUAUGGGAAGAGAGAGAGGAAGUCUAUAGAGAGAGAGGAAGUCUAUAUAAAUAAAGUGAGACAAGAAAGUGUGGCAGUUUGAGUCAUUCAGAUCACUGAUUAUGCAAAUGCUGAGGACUUCAGUGGCCUUUCUUCUUCACAUGGCUGCCUCUCUGGCGGCCCCUGUGCCAUGUGAGGAGAAUGUGGCCCGUCUGGAAGCCGAGAUCCAGGGCCUGGUGUCUGUGCUCAACGACCAGCAUCGCUACAUCCAGGAGCUCCACAACAGCCAGGCACAGUAUCUGGAGCACAUACCCAACUCCCACCUGGGCCCUGAGAACCACUAUAGAGACUGCUCCGAGGUGUUUGCAGACGGUAACUUGGCCAGUGGCCUGUAUGUGAUCCGUCCAGACGCCUCUCCCACCGCACUGAGCGUCUACUGUGACAUGAACAACGGAGGAGGAUGGACUGUCUUCCAGAGAAGAAAAGAUGGCAAUGAGAACUUUGACAGAGCGUGGGUGGAGUACAAGCAUGGAUUUGGAGACCUCUACUCCCCUGAUGGAGAAUUUUGGCUGGGCAAUAAACCUCUACACGAUCUCACCUCACAAGGAAACUACGUCCUGCGGGUCGACAUGGAAGACUUUGUGGGAAAUCAGCGCUAUGCAGAGUACAAGAACUUCAGAGUGGAUGAUGAAAAGGACCAGUACCAAUUACAUGUGGGAGAGUACACUGGGAAUGCAGGGAAUGCCCUGGUUGAUGGCUCCCCCUUUGCUGGGCAGAAUUGGCCCAGUCCAGACUUGGGCUCAGGUGGGGUCAAAUUCAGCACAUAUGACCACAAUAAUGACGGUGAUGCUAAGUGUAUCAGACACAGCAAGUCAGGCUGGUGGUUCAGCAGGUGUGAUUCAGGCAACUUGAAUGGCCACUACUACAAAGGGCCGUACCAAGCGAUGGCGGAUGAUGGGGUGGUGUGGUACACAUGGCACGGUUGGUGGUACUCCAUCAAAUCCGUAGUCAUGAAGGUACGAGCCGCCGACCUCGAACAUCCGCCACAACAUGAUUCCAGAAAAGCUGCAGGCGAAAUCCCUUAUGACCAACAGGCUGAAGGCAAGUUUGGAAGCGACGCGUCUCCUUACUCGAGCUGAAAAGCUUCCUGCUUUUUUACACAUUUGACAUAAACUGAAUACAUUUUCACCCAAGCCU